CUCGCCAUGUCCCAGCCAAAUGUACCCACAGUGCCUCAAAUCAGUCCAGAAGCACAGGACUAUUAUUAUUAUGAGACGAUAGGUGACGCAACAGCCCCCUCCGCCCCUCCUGUACCUUACUACUUUGAUCUGCUUGAGAGCGAGGAUCACACAGAGCAGGUGCCCAUGAGAGAGGCAUUCAUUCCAGCGGCAGAGGCUGCCAUGCCUCCUCCGGUGCCUCCACGGACAAGGUUUCUGAGUGUUCAAUCACGCAGCUUCCGGAGACCUCUCUCUUGCGACUUUUCGAGGAACAACUCUGUCGACUCGGCGAACUUUGCAGAUGACAACUGGAACAUCAGGCUGAUUGAUAGUCCCCAGGGGAGCAGUAUUAGAAUAGCCUGUCUGUGUGCCUCAACAACAACGCUGAUGUGCAGAUACCCCCACAACAACCCUGACUGCAACACAGGUGUGGUGUGGGGCAGAGUGUACCCUCUCCACACCUCUCUAUUGCAGGACACUGAGUUAACCUUCACUGUAUCCACACCAUGGUUCUCUCAACCACUACCAGUUCCCACUAUAUUAAACAUGACAGUGCAGGACUUUAUUCAGAAGAUUUGCGUUUUGUUGGACGUGCCUCCCAGUGCCAGUGAGCAGCACCUUGUGAAGCUCUGUGACUCGGAGGAGUACCUGAGAAAUGAUGAAAUCUUAGGGCUGUAUGAGAGCAUUCAGAGGUAUCAGAAGUUCUCCUUGGACAUGCCAGUGAGAAUUGUGCCACAGAGCGAUGUGGGGAAUCGUCUGUCGAGAAAUGAAGAAGAUGACAGACAACCAUUUAAUUUAAAUCAACUCUUGCACUCUGCAUGUGUGUUCAGCACAUCAAGGGUGAGUCUCCAGGAGAAACUCAAUUGCUACAGGAAGGAAGUAAAGAGGCUGAUGAGUACUCAGUGCGGGGACAAUCUGAACCAGAUCGUGACAGAGGUGCAGACCAUCUGUAAACUACUGUACGGAUUUUCUACUGUACAACUAGAAGACUCCAUAGGUGCUGUCAAAAGACUAACGCCUAUGAUGUUGAGCCCAUCAGACAUGAGUGACACCGAGACAGUUCUGGUGAUUCUGCACCAAGCUCUGGAGAAGCUUCUGUACAUCUUCUAUGACAACUUCCACUCAAACUUCAGAGUUCAGGGUGCAAAUCACAUUCUCCCCGAAGCCGACGUCAGCCUCAACACCGACACUCUGAAGUUCAAACUUGCGGCCCUCUACGAACUAGAACCCAACUGGCUAACCAGUAUGGAUUUGUUUAGCCUGUCGUGUUCUCUGACGUACGGGGGCAAGAACCUUUGUGAGCCUAUGGUCUCUGAGAACAUAAGCACCGCCCUCUCCUUCGGCAGCAAAAUCCGUUGCAACAGAUUGGUGGUAUUCCCGGUUCAUGUCCGAGAUCUUCCCUAUGAAUCCAUGUUGACUUUCCGUCUGUUGGGGUCCAAACAAGGAAAAUCCCAAGAACUGCUGCGCUGGGCAGUCCUACCCCUCUACGCUCAUAAGACUCUGAUCAGCGGCACCACUCUGCUCAGCAUGUCUAUGCUGCGCGAGCUGAGCACGCCUCCUUCGCCAGCCCUCUCGGAUAACCACAGGCAGCCCAAAGGGGUUAUCCUUCAGGUGGACUUCCCGGAACUGAAACGGUGGAAAUAUGAAAGACCUGUCGCUCUGCCAGGGUCAGUCUUGUUCACUGAGCCUUGUUUGGAGCUCAAAAACAGAAUUGAAGAGGUUUCCAAGAAGCUUUGCUUUCAUUUCCUGACGGAGAACGAGCAAGCGCUGCUGUGGUCCAAGAGGCACUCCUGCAACGAGAGGAGCAGCCUGUUGCACCUGGUGCUGGGUGGAGCCCCCCAGUGGCGGCCCCAGGACCUGACUGAGAUCUACACCAUCCUGGAGCACUGGAACCUCCAGACCUCUGAGGAGGCUCUCUUCCUGCUCAGUGACAGUUUUCAGGACCACACUGUGCGCAGGGUCGCUGUGCAGUACUUUGAGCGCGUGUCAGAUGAGGAGCUUGACGAAUUCUUGCCACAGUUGGUACAGGCUCUAAAGAUGGAGUGGGAUUUGGAUGGGCCUCUGGUGAUGCUACUGCUGAAACGCUCCCUGUGCAACAUCCACAUCGCUCAGCAUUUAUACUGGCUGCUGGUGGAUGCCCAGGAGGACACCCACUACAGGAGCUGGUUCGCUAAGGUGAUAGCGGCGCUGAGACACUGCUGUGGCCGCGUCCUGAGGCAGGAGCUGGAGCGCGAGAGCCUGCUGGUCACGCUGCUCGUCCAAGUGGCUGACACGAUCCGAAACACCGACAAGGCCAAGAGGAAGGAUGUUUUGAACACUGACAAGUGGAAAAUUGCUAACUUCUUUAAAGGAGGGAUGUCCUGUCGGCUGCCGUUGAACCCAGCCAUUCUGGUGACGGGGGUGGACAUGAACGCCUGUAAGUUCUACAACUCCAACGCCGCACCUCUACAUAUUCCCUUCAUCACCGCUGACCCUCUGGGCAAAAAAGUCCACGUCAUCUGCAAGACAGGAGAUAACCUGCGCCAGGACAUGCUGGUGUUGCAGAUCGUGCAUUUGAUGAACAGGGUGUGGCUGCAGGAGGGGCUGGACAUGCGCAUGGUCACGUACAGGUGCCUCCCCACAGGCAAAGACCAGGGACUGGUAGAGGUGGUGCCAGAUGCGGUUACCUUAGCCAAGAUCCACCUGGAGUUUGGUCUUGGGGGAGUGUUGAGGGAGGACUCCUUGGAAAAAUGGUUCCACAUGAGGAACAAAACAUGGGACAACUAUGAAGAGGCUGUCAUGAACUUCCUGUACUCCUGUGCCGGCUGGUGUGUGGCCACGUUCGUGCUGGGCAUCUGUGAUCGCCACAACGACAACAUCAUGCUCAAACACACUGGCCACAUGUUCCACAUCGACUUUGGCAAGAUCAUGGGGAACGCCCAGAAGUUUGCCACCAUCAAAAGGGACCGAACACCAUUCAUCUUCUCCUCAGAGAUGCAGCACUUCAUUACAGGUGGGGGGGAGAAUCCACAGCGAUUCCAUCGCUUUGUGGAGCUAUGCUGCAUGGCGUAUAACGGACUACGGAGACGUAGCGCCCGGGUGCUAAGCCUGCUACAGCUGAUGCUGGAUGCAGGCAUGCCAGAGAUGAAGGAUAUGCGGGACCUGCAGUAUGUGCACAACAACCUCAGGCCCCAAGAUUCUGAUCUGGAGGCCACAGAGUACUUCACACAGAAGAUCAAGGAGAGCAUGGGCAACUCCCUAGUCAAACUCAACUUCUUCUUCCACAACAUGGCCCAGAAAAAGCUUGCACCGUCCCCUGUGAAGACGGCCUCCCCCAGUACAAACAUCCAAGAGGCCGUCAUCCAGAAGUACGGAGGGAAAGGAAAAGAUGUGACCUUUGAACUGAGAGUGACCAUUGACGAUGGGUUCCUGAUCAAAGAAAAAACCUUCGGACAGUUUGAGCAAAUUCACAAAAAGCUGCAGAAGCACUUUAUAGAGUCAGCUCUUCCACAGUUCCCCAGGUGGUUUAGUAUGUCCUUCACCACAGGCAGAAAAAUGGCUAUGCUGAACAAGUAUCUGAAGGAGCUGUUUGAAGGUCCAUGCAAAGGUAACGAGUUUGUCUGCAGCCUGUUUCUUGAUGGCCCAACCACAACUACGAAAGACCCAUCUGGUCCAUCCAAACCCCAGAUUCAGCUCCACAUGUCUUUCAAGGAUAAUAAACUCUCUGUAAUGGUCAAGCACCUAAAGAACAUUAGAUUGUCAAACGGCUCCUGUCCUGACGCCUACGUGGUGACAUUCCUCAGGCCGGAUCCACACAACUCCUCCAGGAAAAAGACCAAAGUGGUGAAAAACAAUGACAACCCCACAUUCAAUCAACUGAUUGAAUAUAGUAAUGUCCUGAGUCUCCAUGAUCGUGUGCUGGAGGUGACAGUCAAGAGCAAGAAGACCUUUGUGGCCGCGACCAACAUCUUCCUGGGGGAGAGGAAGAUGGAUGUGGAGGAGUGGUACCAACUUGGAUACAGUCCGAACUAAUUCACUGGAGUGUGUUGUAGUGAUGCAACCACCAGGUGGCAGUCUACACACCUGGUGUAGUGCCACGAGAAACGCCUGCACAUUUUCUUUGAUGUAACCAGGCAGAUAGCUGGAUAAAGUUGUUACAGAACCAUAUCUAUGGGAAAAACUGUUUACAGGAGUAUCUGUUUAUGCUGCAGUUUUAUGUAGAACUGCUUUGUGAACAUCCAAGCGAAAUAUGUUGCACCUAAAUAUAUAUAUAUAUAUAUAGUCUAUUUAUAAUGUACAGGGAGAAAUAUAAUGUAUUGGCAAAGUAUUUUUAUGUUUUAACAAUAUAUUGUGCAAAUUCCAGAUAUGGCUGGAUAAUAGCCGCAUUUAUAAAGCAUAAUCGACAUCCUCAUUUAAAUCUCAUGAAUGGAUGAGGAACAUAUCAGAAAGCGCUUAUGUAAUUGUGUAAGUCAUAUGAAUUUGCGUUAGGUCCAGUCCUCCCCCCCCCCCCCCCCCCCCGAGCUCCCAUGAUCUUUUUGAAGAACUGAAGGGUAGGGGAGUGUUGAAUGGGGGCUUUUUGACUGCAUGGCAGAUUUUGAAAUGGCAUGUCCUGUGUCAGCACACACAGCAGGCCCACAGUAGCUCCUAAAUCUGCUCCCUCAUGCCUUGUGUGUCAGCCAUUACUGCAAUUUACAAAGGGCAGGUGGGACGGGACCACUCCCUCUGAUCUAUUGCAGCUCACGGCCAGUUCAAAUAGCCUGACAUGCAGCCAUGAGAGAGAGACUGGAUCAUUGUGAAUGAUUAGAGUAAUUAUGGUCUGUACAUGUUGUUUUAAUUUUUUUGUAUUAUUUAACGUGCUAUUUAUAUCACCACUGUGCCUCUUCCUAAAGUGAACUUGGAGCCUGUUAUGACUGUCUUUUAGAUGUUACUGUGGACGGGGGUGUGUUAUUUUUACUGUCUGUUGUAGUUCUUGUUUUCCUUGCUGUCUCUAUUUUUCUAUGUUUGGAGCCAACAGUUCGGCCCUAAUUACACAAACUGCCGUGAGGCUUGUAAUUACCUGGAGAGAAGGAGGAGGGGAGGUUGAACCGUGUGUGUUUGAGACGAUUGUGUCCUGAAUAAAAUUCUCGGCAAAUGAA
This is a messenger RNA of Clupea harengus (Atlantic herring), 5132 nucleotides long. RefSeq names its product phosphatidylinositol-4-phosphate 3-kinase catalytic subunit type 2 gamma (gene pik3c2g). Lineage: Eukaryota; Metazoa; Chordata; Actinopteri; Clupeiformes; Clupeidae. Gene Ontology annotation, cellular component: phosphatidylinositol 3-kinase complex; plasma membrane; cytoplasm. The record is from RefSeq and is a predicted model, not a curated record. Gene Ontology annotation, biological process: phosphatidylinositol 3-kinase/protein kinase B signal transduction; phosphatidylinositol-3-phosphate biosynthetic process; phosphatidylinositol-mediated signaling. Gene Ontology annotation, molecular function: 1-phosphatidylinositol-3-kinase activity; phosphatidylinositol binding; 1-phosphatidylinositol-4-phosphate 3-kinase activity.